UAAAACAGUCAUCAUAUAUAUUCAUACAGCAAAAACUUGUACCCGGAUCAACUAUUUACAUCAACAAUAAGGAGGAAGCAGACGCAAAAAUGACUGUGAAGUACCAAACUUCUACGGAGACAGCAAUGGACAUCGAUGAUGGGAAUGGUGGCUACAAGCAUCUGAUCAUGAAUGGCAGCAAGCUUAAAUAUUCAGUUUAUGCAUUGAGAAACAGCCCUUUUAGGGCUGCCACGCUUAUCCUUGGGUUGAUGUGUGUUGCCCUAGUGACUGCGGUCAUCGGUCAAUCUGUCCACUAUUGGAAAGUGGGCAAAGACAAUCAGAGGAAAUUGGAAGUUGUUGGAGGGGAGAAAGACAAACUACAGUCCCAACUCAAAAGCGUACAAAACGAGAAGAAGAAUCUAGAAGUCAGCCACGAGCAUUUACAACAAAGUUACAACUUCAUAUCUAAAAGGACAAAUCAAAUCCAAACUAACAACAACUUACUGAAAUCGGAGGCAAACCAACUGAAAGACAGUCAAAGCAAAUUGCAAGCCAGUAAUGCUGCUCUAAAAAAAGAUCUUGAGCAGCUGAAGAGCAGUCAGGAGCAGUUGCAGACUGAUAAAGAUGCCUUGUCAACUGCCAAAAACUUACUCCAAACAAAAUACGAAUCGAUGGGCCAGAGCAAAAAUGUCUUACAGGCCAACUACGAUUCUGUGAUUAAAGAGAGAGACAAUUUGCAGAACAAAUUCAACAAUGUCACAAGGUCAAAAGAGAAGCUGCAAAUGAGUUACAACGUUCUGAUCAAGGAUAUUGAGCAUCUACAGGAGCGAUACACCUCCUCCUCCAAUGAGAGAGACACCAUUGCGAGCAGUCACCAAAACCUAACGUGGGAAAAAGAAACUCUGCAGGCCACUUACACCACACUGGCCAAAGCUACGGACGAAUUGAUGGCCUCCUACAAUUCCACAGUUGAAGAGAAAAAGUUUCUUGAAAGCCGCUUGAAAAAUGUGACGGCAGAGAGAGACCGGCAGAGGGUGGAAAUCAGCAACAUGAGUGCUGAGGUUGACGCGCUGCGUGCAACCGUCACAAGAUUGAACGCAACGAUAAAAGACAAGGUGUGCCAAAGCGGCUGGAAGAAGUUUGAGAACAGCUGCUACUUCGGUUCUACUUCCAAGAAGACAUGGUACCUGAGCAGAAACUACUGUCAAGGAAAGGGAGCCGACCUGGUCAUCAUAAACAGCAAAGCAGAAAUGGUAUUUAUUAAUGGCUUCUUUUCAAAUAACAAAGAGGUCUGGAUGGGAUUGACCGACGAGGGAGUAGAGGGUCAAUGGAAGUGGGUGGAUGGGACCGCACUGACCCUAGAGUAUUGGGCUGAUGGACAACCAAACAGUUACAAUGGCAACCAGGACUGCGGGGAGUUUUGGUAUCGUAGUUCAGGAAACGCUGAAUGGAAUGAUGAAAAAUGUAGUUCACAGAAAUUUUGGGUUUGUGAAAUGUAGAUCCUUUGGGGCAUAUUCUCCCAUUUGCGGAAGACAGAAAAGGCACACGGCUGCAACACUUUUGGCUGCACAGCUCAUCCCAUCGACUUAAGCGUGUCACUUUGGCACCUUCAUGGACAGUACACAGUCAGGGUGGAGCAACUAGAAAUGACGUUGUUCCCCAUUUAUACUAUAUCUUGCCUGGACCGCAUUUUCCCAAAGACUUAAGCAGAUGUUCUGUUGCACACACCAGAGUGUGUAGUAAGUCUAACAUUCUGCAAAAGUCAAACAUCAUAUUGCCUAUGUUGAUUCCAUCACCUGCGUCCGUGAUAGUGGAGUUACUGACUUGGAGUUUGAUGUAAUAAUAAUGUAAUGAUGAUGUGUUGGAUUUAGAAUCAUUUGUUUGUAUUUCACAAUCACAAGCCCGGUGUGUGGCAUAACAUUGCUGGGCACCACAUGUGGCUGGCUAACUCUCUUCUCUACCAUUGCAACUGCUUAGCAUGUCUGCCUCACAGAGCAGAGAUGCAGGGUUCGAUUCCAGCUCCGGCCUUCCUGUGUCCAGUUAGUCUUUUUCAGUCUUACUGGACAAAAGCAACAAUGAUCUUCAUAGUGUCACAGCUAAGUGUUAAAAAAAAGAAUACAUAAACAACAAAUUGUGGCAUUGCUACCACAAUUAUAUAUUCAGCUAAGGCAUAAAGAAAAUAAUAUUCAUAUAAUUUAUUGAUUUGUUGAAAACAUGUUUAUCAUGAAGUUGUCUAUUGUAAGCGAAAUGACUGUGAUUCCAAUUCUGUGUGUUUGUGCAGUUAAAAAAAAAAACAAUGACAUUUAGCUUUCACUCAGAAGUGCAAAAAAAAAAAACGAAAUGAUUAUGAUAAACUGAGAAUUGUGUGUAUGUUUCUGUUAACCUCGGAGCGAAUACUGUCACUAUAGCAAUAUUUGAUGUGUGCAAAGACUGAUUGUUGACGUCCAAUAUAAAUCCAGAAAGACGUCACCUCAAUGUAUCCUGAACUUGUUCUUUGCUCAUGUUGUUUUUUGGUUUUCCAUCUUCUCCGGGGUAAUACAAGUGGCGUCCGC
Hippocampus zosterae (dwarf seahorse) is the source of this 2531-nucleotide messenger RNA. Its product is annotated as CD209 antigen-like. Lineage: Eukaryota; Metazoa; Chordata; Actinopteri; Syngnathiformes; Syngnathidae. Bases 90 to 1478 code for a protein of 462 amino acids. Gene Ontology annotation, molecular function: signaling receptor activity. The transcript has 6 exons. The record is from RefSeq and is a predicted model, not a curated record.